AUGGCCCAUUCCCUCCUGGGAUUCAUCUGUGAAGUCGGCGAAAAGUCGUACAAAGUGAGUAUGUCUGUGUUAGACCGAUAAUAUCCCAAAUUCUGCCUAGAUUUACGACUACGACAAAGGCGUCUGCGAAUUGCCGCUUCACAAUGGAGACGAGUUCGAACGCGGGAAGUUCUACACGGUUUCCCUCGAAGGAAAAGUCAGUUACCUACUUCACAUUUCUUAUAAUAUCGUAUCAAAGUUCAGCUCUUGUGCCCGUUCCAUCCCGAUCUCAACCUCAUCGAUCUGUUCGAGAAGGACGGAAAUCUGAUGGCCAAGACGGUCGCCGUCGGCUUUCCAAUCCUGCUCUACGACGAAAUGGAGGAGAUCUGCGACAAGUACGAGUUGUGCGUGUGGUCGCCGUUCCUCCGAAUGCUCAGAGAUCCCGACCACCAGUUCUACCGCGAAAACCCCGAUGUCACCCCCAUCGAGGUGUGUUUCCUCAAAAAAAUACAAUAUAACGCAUUCUCUGCAAGACUCGAGAAUAGCUAUAAUAAUCGUCUUUCACAGGUAACGUGCAAAUACGCGCCAGGAGACGACGGCCGAGUUUUCGAGAUUGUGGACAUGGCAUGCCUUCGCAAGGAGUGGCAGCUAUUCGAUAUUGUAUAUGCGGCGGUUAGACUCUUUUUGUUUUCUUUUUUUCUUUUUUAGAACCAUUUCGCAUUCAAAACCAACACAUUUCAGCCGUGGAAUCAGGAGGCGUUCGACCUGAAACAGGCCGAGCUCUGUUCUCUCCCGGACGACAGUGAGGUGAGAGAAACUAUUGGGGAAUUCAGAAGAUCCAUUUCCCCUUUGUUCAGCGCCUGCCGUCAAAUCAGAAGCUCCCGCUGAAGAAGGAAUCUUCGUACAUUGGAUUCGUGUGCGCCGUCGACGUCAGGAAUACGACUAAGUCCGCCAAAAAUGACUUUCCCACAUGCGCUCUCGUGUACAGCAGCAUGAUCGGAAUCCUCAGAUGCAUGGCACCCAAUCUUCAUGUGAGCAUUUUGCACAGGAUUCACCAAACAUGAGAACCACAUUUUUGAUUUAAAAAAAGUUAUUGUCUUUCUCAGGUGGGCGAUUGGUGUUACUUCGGAGUCAUCGACGACAGAUGGACGAAGACAAGGGAUCACAAGAAUUCGUGGCACUAUCGAGAGGCCCGGGCCAUUGAUUUACAGGCGAUGCACCCCGACAACGUGCCGGUGCCAACGGAAGUGAUCGACGGAAAAGUGGAGGUGAGAACGAGAAGAGUCGAAGUACAAACGGAUCUUUUCCAGUUCACCUGCUCGUUCGUCUACCGUCCCGACAACUUUGAAACUCCGGAAAACCGAAAGAUCGAGGAUAUGGAGGUGCGCUCGAGCAACUUCUCCAAAACGGCCCAUUUCUACGACUCGGAGCUGUGGAAGAUCGAGAUCUACCCGUACACGAUCCGUCAAAUGGUCGAGGCGAUCGAGUACCACUGGAAGGAGCUGAAAGUGCGUCGUCGGGAAGAGUACGAGCUGCUGAAAAAGGAGAAACUGCGCGUGACGGUCAAAGUCCGCAUGUUAGAGAAUGCGCAGAGCAAAUUUGUACCCAACAAGAACGGGGAACUAAAGACAGACGAAUCGGUGUUUGUCGUCAACUCUAUUCACAAGAUCGCCUACGAUUUCGGCGGCGAGAACAUCAUUUGGAAGGAGCAGGAGGAGGAAGGCCUCACCGAAGCUGUCAAAAGACUCGAAGUCUCCGAAUGA
Messenger RNA from Caenorhabditis sp. 36 PRJEB53466, 1742 nucleotides. The record is from the annotation of a GenBank genome assembly. NCBI's taxonomy places the organism in Eukaryota, Metazoa, Nematoda, Chromadorea, Rhabditida, Rhabditidae.